Molecule: messenger RNA, 11271 nt
Organism: Lymnaea stagnalis (great pond snail)
Lineage: Eukaryota; Metazoa; Mollusca; Gastropoda; Lymnaeidae
Source: the annotation of a GenBank genome assembly
CAAUGACAUAAUGAAAUGGGAAUGACAUUUCUUAGGCUGACCCGAAAUCUUUUCGGGGUUUUAACAUCUGUUAAUCAUUUCGGAAAUAAAAUUUGUAGGAAAAUUUCCCAUUCUACAGUUACUUUAAAAAAAUAUUUAAAAUAAUUGAAAGAUAUUUAGUUAAAGCCUUACUUAAACUUAAUCACUUACUUAGUCACACUUAGCCUUUAGCACUUAGUCUUACUUUAACAGUGACUUAGUGAGAGUGAGUGUCACUUAGUUUAUUAGUUAUUAUUAUAUAAUUAGUUAUUAGUUAGUUUGACUUCACUUAGUGAUAGUGAUUAUUAGUGUGACGUACUAUUACUUAGACUUACUAAUUUAAUUUUUCAAAGUGGCUAUUCAGACCCGGGUAUCAGAAGUGAGAUGUUGGAUUUUUAAAAAAACAAAUAUUACUGUUGAGCUUUUGGUUUGGGUUUGUAAGAAACAAUUUGGUAUCAAAUUCAAAGAUAACUGAAUGAAUGGGCUAUAUUCAUGGGCGUGCGCAGAAAACUUUCUAGAGGGGGGCAAAAAAAUCGAUUAACUUUCUGGGGGGGGGGGGCAAAAUUUUUUUAGUUAUGUUUGAAUGUAGUCUGUAGUUUUAACUUACUGCAGCGUAUUUGUAUGGUGAACGAACGGACAGGACAUCAGCUUAGUUACUUUCUCUUUAUUUUCUCAUUACUUUAAUACAUUUUUUGUCUAUUUUUGUCUAAAAAUUUUUUAUCCAAUCAAUCCAGUGGGGGGCAAGUGCCCCCCUUGCUUGCCCCUACCUGCGGGCGCCCAUGACUGUAUUCUAUAUGUUUGUAAACUAAAAAUAAACUGCUACAAGACAAAUGACAUCAGAAUAGUAUUUAGUCUAAAGUAAGGUACUCAGGGACGCAUAGCCACUAUUCGCUAUUUAGUUUUUGUGUAGGCCUACUUUAAUAGCCAUAGCCUAAUGUAAUAAUAUAGGCCUAAUUUUUUUUUUUUUGAAUUGAUCAUUGACAACAUUGUCUUUCUAUUUAUUUAGCCUACAUUUUUAUAAGGCGGAGGGUUCUGUUGUCCGCACUCAACUUUGAAAACAAAUCGGAUACCGGUACUUGUAGGAACUUUUCAUUAAAAAGUGGAACUUCUAAUAAUGAAGAUCAAGAUUGCAGAACUAAAGAUGGUCCACUGUGUGUUUAUUUAACAAAAAUUGCAGCAGGGGAACUGAAUAAAGACAAUCAUCAACAAAAAGUGGUUGAAAGGCUACAGACCCUUUAUGAAGAUUUAGAGACCUAUCAACCAAGACCAACCAGACAGAAAGGAUCAUCAGUGUCAUCGUGGUUUAAAGUAAUGUUAAAAUUACAAAAUUUUUACAACUACUGUAGAAACUUGAUUAUUUCUACAUAUUAUGAAAAAGGUGUAGUCAAGAUAAUUUUAAAAAUCAUGAUAAUCGAUGCAGACUCUAUUUACUAAAAUUGUUACACCUUACAUAAAGUCUUAUUAAAAACACAGCUGCUCACAAAAUAUAUAUUACAAUGAAUUUUAAUGUUUUAAAACUUUGUUUUAAAAAAAUAAAAUAUACAUUAACAUCAUUUUAUGUGUCGCAAUAAUAAUUUUUGACUUGCUUUGAGAAAACUUAAAGCAUGACAGUAAUCAAGUCCUAACUAAAUUUUAACCAGUAUUCUAAAGAUUUUUUGGAGGGCGGUUUAUACCAAUGUAGACUCUAAUAUCAACAUUGUAUACAGUAAUUCUUAAUUGUACUCACUUUACAUGAGGAUCAUCUUGAGCUUGUCUCUUAAAGUGUCAGCUUUGCCACUAAUAACUAUAGACAAUUGGAACACUGUCACAUUGUAUUAGGUCCAUCAUGGUAACCAUGAACAUCCAAAUUUUAUAUUGUUUUUGUGCUUGGUUUUGGACUGACUCACUGCCAUUGUGAUGAUUCUCUCCAAACAAAGGGACAUACAUUUCUGUCAUACAAAAUAAUAGGAUGAUAAUCAGAUAACCGUUUUCAGUUUAGUGAAGUUUCUACUGUAUUCAUCCCAAUUUAGGUUUCUUAAUAGAUGAAUUUGAAUUUUAGUUUAUUUAUGCAGAAUAUUUUAAAAUAUUUAUAAAAAAAAUUAGGGAAAUCAUUGAUGGUAAGAGAAAGAUAACUACUUACACAGGUUUAAGUUUUUUGAAACCUCAUUUGUGAUAUUUCUGCUCAUAUUGACACAAACAAGAAAUAUAAAUCAAUGUUCAAGUUAUGAAUUUUUAUAAAAUAUGUUACAUAAUUUUACCCAAAAAAAUGAAAGAUAUUUUAAUUUAUUUGAAAAAUCUCUUUGCAUGCUGGGGCUGCACAGAUGACUUUAAAAAACCCAUAUUUAAACAUACAUUGUUCCUCAAAAAUGAAAUUUAAAAUAGCAAUAUUUGAUUCAUAUAAAUUAUUCUGGUACCCAUAUAGAGAAAAUUACACUAGCGAUGUUUUGAAAUUUCAUAUAUUCUUAAAAUAAACCUGAUUGUUUCUUUACAGAAAGAUAAUGAAAAGGAUAUUCCUGUUCGAGGUCUUUAUUUACAUGGAAAUGUUGGUAUGUCACUAUUUCUUAAUAUCUUUUUGCUUAUUUUGCACAUAAGUAAGAUAUAUUAGUUAUUUUUUUAAAAAGCUUGUACCAAAGUAACAUGUCAAUUGUAUGAAUAAAAAGUGUUUUUUUUUUACAUUUUAAUUGAAUAAAUUAGGCUUUGAACUAAUUUUAAAUACAUCUAUAUUAUUUCUCACUCCCAGGGAAAUAGUUUUAACAAUGAAGUCAAUUUUCAAGAUAAUAUUUGAUUAAUUCUUUUUAGCGCAUUUGAUGUUAUAAAUUUUUCAUAAAAAAAACAUUAUUUCUUUAAACUUUUCACCCAUUUGAUAAUACCACCUGAACCUGAAAUCUCUUAGGGACAGGGAAGACUAUGCUGAUGGAUAUGUUUCAUGAAACCAGUACUGUCGCAAAGAAACAGCGUGUUCACUUCCACAAGUUCAUGCUCGAUGUCCACAAAAGUAAGUAGCGGUACUUCUCACUGAAACUUGGGAUUUUUAUAACCAGCAGAAGGCUAACUGAAUGACAUCAGUUUUCUUGGAACCUGGAAGACUUUCUCAUUGAGAAGUGCACUUUAAUUAUCAUAAGAACUGUUUACUGUUUAUAUGAAUAUUCAUUUUUUUCAUAUUUGUUAUUUAUUAAAUAAAUUUCAUAAAGUAAUUUUUUUUUGGCCAAAAUAUUUCCCGUUUUUUGGUUUUCACUUUUCUAUUUUACUUGAAAGAAUUUUUUAACGCCUCAACCCAUUUAAGAAAACCUAAAUCUAUACUAUAUAGAUGUUUCUUUUAUUUUGUUCAUAUUGUUUUCAUGUUGUAGGAAUUCACGCCUUAAAAAGAUUCCAACCCAAGGCAACUACAACUCUUGACACUCAGCCAUUCGAUGCCAUUGGACCCAUCGCUGCUGAGAUCAGCGAGGAGGCAUGGUUGCUAUGUUUUGACGAGUUUCAGGUAAAAGUGAAAGAUAUUUCAGGUUAAAGAAUGGACAAAUUAUUUCAGCUUGUAUUACCAAAAUUUUGUUGUAUCUUCUAUUUUAAUAUGCUCCUUGUGGAUUGUCUCCAAAUUGUGGGACAGAAAUAUUGUGUCAAGUUAGCUUACUAUCAUGUUGACUGGGCAGAUUUAAGAGCCAUUUCUUUACACUUUAACACCAGCUUACUUUCAGCGUGAUGUCUCACAAAAAAAAAUACUGCGUCGAAUCAUGACAGUAAACAUUUAAAACAGACAGAUCAUCAUUUUACAAUAAAAACAAAAGCAGGGAGGCAAAAUAUGUUUUUAGUUACCGGUAAUAGAAAAAAAAAAAGAGGAUAAUUCCAUUAUUAAUAUGAAUUAAUUCUCCAGGUUACAGAUGUUGCUGAUGCUAUGAUCCUGAAGAGACUCUUUACUGAGAUGUUCAAAAAUGGUGUGGUUGUUGUUGCCACAUCCAACAGGCGGCCAGAUGGUAAUCCAUUAAUUUUGAUGUGAAUACUCCUCCAUCAGCAUUGGUGCCAUUAAAGUAUUUAUUCACCUUUGUAUAUUUCAAGAAUGUGAUUACAACCCUAUAUCAGUUUAUGUCAUGUGACUUAUCCAUUAAGGGCAUGGUACUUUCAAUUGAAUUGAUUAUUCCAAAGUUUGUACAAACUGACUCAUGUGAGUUUUUGUUUCAUUCAUCUAGACUUAAUCAUACAAUUAAACCUUAAAUAAAUCUCUAAACUGAUGACAUUAUUGACAUAUAAAAUAAGGGGAAUCUUACUUAAUUUUCAGACUUGUACAAAAAUGGCUUGCAGAGAGGUACAUUUUUGCCAUUCAUUGAUAUACUGAAGGUAACUCUUGCUAUCUUUUAAAACCGAUUUAAAGACACAUCUAUUUCGCAAACACCUUCUGGGAUGAUUGCCAACCUUAUUUUCCAGUUAAUGCAUAAUGGCUGUGUUGCUUGGGGUUGAAAUGGCUAGAAAGACUUUGCCAUUGUAUGCUUGUAAUUAGUUUUUGAAGUGUUGCGUUUGUUUUAAAUGUGGUAAAUUAUAGAUUUGUUUUUUGUUGACUUUGUACCGCGCUUCGAGCCUUUGGGGAUGAAGCGUGUUUUUGAAAUGAACUUUAUUAUUAUUAUUAUCUUUUACUAUGCCACAGUUCCCAUUUAGAAUAAUAUAUUGUGAUUUUUUUGGGGUAAUAUAUUAAGAAUUUAUUGUUAAGAAGGUCAGUCAAAGUUAUGUAUCGAAACAAAAUUUAAAUUUGUAUAAAAUGAUUCUCUGAUGAAUAUAAUUGUUAAAUAAUUCUAUUGGUUGUUAUAUUCUCAGAAAUAUUGUGAAAUUAUUCCCCUUGACUCAGGUAUUGACUAUAGGAUGUUGGCACUGCCCUCUGAAGGUCAAGUUUAUUUCAUGUGAGUUUUGUUUACAUGUUUACAUUAACAACUUCAUGACAUUCAGUGUGCAGUCUGUGCAAAAGUAUAUCAUCAUAAAAUGGAAAGCAAUCUCAUUCUGUACCCAUUUAAUUAUGACAGUUAUUGAAAUAGGAUUACACAAUUCUGGUUGACCAAUCAAACUUGAGCCUCGGUAAACAAAUGUUGAGCAAACGUUUGGUUACUGAUUCUGUUAGAUUGGUAACGGAAAGGCCUAACAACAUGGACAGUUUUAGUGCCAGAGCAGUUUUAGUUCCAGAGCUUGGAGUUAUUCGCAAUACAGGCUUCAUUAAGCUUUCUCCAUUCCUACUUCUUAGUUCAAUUGAUUUUACUAGCCUUCCACACAUGGGAAAUGAAAUUGAAGAAAGCAGUGAUGGAAAAUUUAAGAGCAAAAAUUACUGAGAGUGUCUCUUAAGGAAUGUGUGAAUAUACAUUUGUUUUGUUUUAUUUAAUUAAUGUAUGUUAAUUUUUAAGCUCAUGAUUAUGUUUGUUAAAUUGUAUGUACAGUGUGGUGAGCCCAGCUCUAGGCUGGGGUACCUCGCUAUAUAAAACCACCACUAAUGACAAUAAUAAUAAUAAUAAUACCCGGUACAAAAAACCUUAAGUAUUAUAUUAAACUUUUGUCACCUCUUGUUCUUUCAGUGGUUCACCCGAGGAAACAAACCCACAUAUUGAUAAUGUCAUCAAAGAAUUUCAACAAGAACAUGGCUAUGGUGAGCACGCAAUGUUAAAAAGUCAUUGUUGUUCAGUGAUGGGAACCAUUUAUUACAUUUCUCCUCUAGCGUUACACUUCCUUGUCUCUUCAGUGUUUUGUUUAUUGAGCUCACGUUCUGUUGCUUGACUAUAUUUUAAAAGUCAGUCCUAUAAUCAAAUUGGCAAAUUAUGUAGGUUUCUAACACUUUUUUUCUUGUCUUCACUGUUUUGUUUAUUGAGCUCACAUUCUGUUGCAUGAUAGUCUUUUAAGAGUCAAUCUUAAAUUUAAAUUUAAUAACAAACAAAUUAGCAAGUUAUGGGUUAAUAACUCAUUUUUUCCUUUCAUUUGUACCCCUCCCCACUCAGUGUAUAUAAUAUGACAAUUUUAGUUGAUGGUUUCAUUUGACAGAACUUAAACAGAAGACCCUGACUAUUCUUGGUCGAAACCUUGUCUUGCCUAAAACUUACGGGCGAGUCCUUGACACUACAUUUGAAAGCUUGUGUAAAAAGGUAGUUUUUCAGUGUUUAAGCGGAAAAAAAAUAUAAUCAAAUAUAAAAUUUUAAUAUUUCUAAUCAAAAUCAUUUAGAUCGGCUAUGUUAUAUUAAAGUAUUGGCAUUAUUACUCUUUGCAUAAUGGAAGUCUACAAUAAUAAAUUAUCCAACUAUCUUUUAAGAUAUUUGACGUUAAUAUAAAAUUCAAAUCUAGAACCUCGGUGCCAUUGACUACCUGGAGCUCUCCAAGGAGUUUGAUGUUGUUGUCUUGAGAUCUGUGCCCAACAUGUGCCUCGGUUCCAGGACAGAGGCUCGGCGUUUCACUACGCUGAUAGAUACUUUGUAUGAUAAUAAGGUAUGUGCAUUCUUAUCCUGUGUCACUGAGAUAGUAGUUUGCUAAUACAGAUUUCAAUAAAAAAAAAAUAAUAACAAAUAAUAAUAUUCAUUUUCAAACUACGACAAAAGAAUAUAAUUAAUUCUAAUAAUUAAAUCAUUUAACGGAUCUAUAUCUAAUGGUUUUUUUUUUUUUAAACUUUAACUAUUAAAAGAUUAACUGAAAAUAUCACCUCUAUUUAUGUUUAUCAACACAAUAAGAACAUUGUUAAUGAUUAUGUUGAUGUCAAUUAGAACACAAUUUUUUAAUCUAAUCUUACCAUUGGCUUUGAGUAGCCAUCUUGACCUAAAAAAAGAAAACAGAAAUAGCUACAUGCAGGAAUAAUUGGAUCCAAGUACAUUUUCAAGGACUGUUUAAUCUAAAUAUCUUAAAUUCCACAUUUUAUUGUAUUUUUAUCUUGUUAUCAGCAUCUGAUAUUUUGGACAUUGAAAAUGUUCAUCCAAGAAAUGUUAAUUUUAGUUACCGCAUCUUCCUUUGUGUGUACAUCCCAUUGUGUACAAAUGUUGAGAUAAUUGUAUCUAUAUAUAUUUCUUUUGAAGGUGAAGCUUGUCAUUGGGGCAGCAUCUGGUGCCAAAAAUUUGUUUAGCACCGGAACAAUCAGCUUCUCUGAUGCUGAGGCCAACAGAAGUUUGAUGGAUGACCUUGGGAUAAAUGCAGUAAGUCUCAGAUUUCUUUCAGUUCUGUAACCAACCUCUUAGAGCAAUAUGCAUCCCAUGAACUGGCUUAAGCCCUCCCUGGCUGUGUCCUGCAUCUGUUCCACUCUGACCUAUUGAAUGGACUUUAUUAUCAUCUUAGAAGAAACAUAGAGCACGGAUCUCAUUGUGCGAUCAUAAAACAUUUUAAAUCCUUUAAUAUUAACUUCGCUUUUGUUUGUGUGUUUCUUUCUUUCUGUCUGGGUUUGUGGCUAAAUCUUUGGAUGGCUAAUUGACCCACUUCCCAUCAACCUAUCAAGCUAAAACUUUGCACAUAUACUCAGUCCCCAUGACAACACGUUUUUUUUCAAAUUUUGAGUAUGUCCCCCAACCCCCAAAAUCAGUUUUUUUCCUGUUUUUAAUAGAGAGGAUGAAGGGAAUAUUAUGUCACUGAUUUCACAAAAUAAAAGUCCCAAUAACUUUUGUCCCUUGGAAACAAAUUUAUUUCAUAUUUACGCCCUUUUAAAUCAUAAUAUCUAUAAUGUGGAAGCAUAAAAUAAUAUUUUUUUCUUAGUCAUAUGAAUGUCACAACCUCAGGAGUCAUUUAUUUUAUACAAUUAAAAGUAUUUUUUUUUAAAAAGUAUUUUUAAAAAAAAGAUUUUGUUUUAUUUUGUAUUAUAAAAAUGUUGCUGAUGAAGUUAAUCUAUUUUUGCCAUAAAUCAUCAAAGUCAAAUUUAUUAACUAACUUUUAAAAAUAAUUUUUGUGAUUCAUCCCUCAAUGUAUGAAUCUCCAAGGAGUUCCCAAGGAGUUCCCAUGGAGUUCCCAAGUUACGUAUUGUAACCGUCUAUCCUGUUGUUGUAGACAUAGAGGUGAUCGUUAGCUAAGUCUACAACUGUAUAAAUGAUCAUUUAAUGCCACAUCAAGGCAUUGACAUUAUCUACAUAUUCAUAUCAUAUGAAUCCCCUUGUCACUAAUCUAUUUAAUACACAAUUUAUUUCAAUAUUACCGUAUUCAUAUACAUCAACAACUUUACUUAUAAUACAGAACAGCCUUUAAUAUAUAUGUGUUCGCUUUUGUGUUCAAUAAUUGUCUUUACUAGUGCCCGCACAAUUAUCACACGUUUUCUGUGCCACAAACUCAUAAACCGUUUUUUUUUUCAAUUUCUUAUGUCUGCCUCAACUCCACCAUUACAUCUCUACAUGUGUGCAUCUCGUUUGAAUCUACUGCAACUUAAAUUAAAAUAAGGUAUACUAAGUUAAUUACCGCUAGUGUGUUUGUUGCAAAAUAUUUACUUUUGUUUUUAUGAAAUAGUUGGUGAAAUAAACCCGCAGUGUAAAAUUGGUUGGACAUUAGAAUAUUAAUAUAAAAUAAAAUAAUGCGUAUAAAGACUAUGAAACACUUAAUGGUUUUUUAAUUGUCAAUAAAUUAUUGUCUUAAAAUAUUUUUCAACAAAAAUAGCUGGAGAAGACUGGAAAAAAAUAUAUAAUGAAACUACAUUUUUGACAAUCGGACCCAUGUAGGAGCUGUCUGGAGAGUCAGGUUUCAACUGCUUAAAUGUUUGGCCACAUCCAGAUUUUUUUUGUCUUUUCUUUUUCUUGAUCUCUGUCUUUGUUUAUUCUGAGAGAACUUUUCUUUCCCCCCUCAGAAAUCUGACCUGGCUAAUUCCAGCAUCUUUACUGGAGAAGAGGAGUUGUUCGCUUUUGAGAGAGUUAUCUCCCGUCUGAGUGAGAUGCAGACUAAAGAAUAUUGGGAUAUGGACAGAACAAGUAGAGUGCAACAGCCCAACAGAGCUGCAGGUGUGGACAGAGUGAGACAAUCUUCAUCCUCUUGACACUAGUGGAAAUUUAGGAUUGGAUAUAGUUUGGUGUAUAAAUUAGAGCAGGUGUAUAAAUAUUUAAUCUGUGAUUGGGAUCGGAAUAUAUUUAAUCAAAGUUAUCCAUCAAAUUAAUUUUUAUUUAGUGCUUUUAUAUUUAAGAUGAUUGUUUCAAUGUGGUAAGAUGAUUAAGAUCAUAAUCAUGUCCAUGUCACUUAUUUUCUUAUUUAUGAUUUUGUUUUUAAAAAUAAUGGAAAAAAAUUUUCAAAAGUCAUUUAAACUCUAAAGAGAAAUUGUCUCCUCCUCCCCCCUCCCCUCUUCUUAUUCACUGGCUGAUAAGAUACAACUGCUAUUUUGACCUGCACUUUUAUCUACAGUACAUAAACUGGUAUGGGUCACACCAGUGGAUAGGUCGUAGAGAUAGGUAGCUUGGUUAGUUUGGGGGUUUACCGCAGAUGGGUCACACCCACACACCCACACACCCACACACCCACCCACACACCCAUACAUCCACACACCUACACACCGAUACACCCAUACACCCACACACCCACACACCCAUACACCAAUAGUUUGAGGAGCUACAUUGCCCUUUUGUUUUUAAAAAAACGUAAAUAUAACCGAGGUGACGAAUUGUUUCAAUAACAACUUGAAAAUUGAAAGCAACUGUCAGAAAUUCUGUAAUCCUUAUUUAACGUUAAAAAAACUGAUUGCCCUCUGCUUGAGCAUAAUCGAAAGCGAAGGAGAAAACGAUUCUCUGACCAAUGACUUCUGUUCACUGAUUAACACUUAUAACAGUAAGUGAAAUUGAUGUCCUCUGGAUAGGUGUCCCCCCCGUCCCCCCCAUAUUUUUUUCAACAUUCGUGUUAAAAAGGUGCAAUCUAUAUUUGAGUAUUUACCUGACUUAUUACAUAAAGAGAAAAAUGGUGAGUCCAAAGUUCCCAAUGACCUUACUUAUUACAUAAAGAGAAAAAUGGUGAGUCCAAAGCUCCCAAUGCAACAUUCUCUGAUUAGGAUGUUUGUCUCCAUGUGAUUUUGGUACCGGUGGCCUACUGGCUUUACAUGUUGUACUUAGGUUAAAUAUUAGGCUUGUGAAUUAAAAUAAAAAAUAGAUUUGGUUGUUGAGCUUUUUAAAGAAAAAUCUGUCUUAAAACUAUUAUAUUAUGUUAUUAUUAUCUGUUAUUUUUACAAAUAUACUUAUAAUGUCUGGUGACAAGCAUGUACUUACCAAAAAAAAAAUGUGGUUUGGUGUUUGUUUAAGGCUCUGUUUCUUCAAACGGUUUUAGUGAACCAGUUUCAGACAGUCAUGUCGAAUAGUCUGAGAUAGUAUGACAUAAUAAAGGACUUUUUUUUUAACCCAUCCAGUGUGUGAAGCUCUGAUUUUGAGUAGUGUCUCAUUUGUGUCGAACCCAUUAAGUUUGAGAAGCACUGAUUUUAAGUGUCUCAUGCAGACCCGGUGCAGUAAGGCGAGUUUUAGUUAAUUACUUUAACCUGCUGUGCUGUACUUUUGUUUGUGUCCGGGCAGUUGCUGGAAAGAAACGGAUGAUAACCACCUGUAAUAUACAGUACUGUGUCCACGGUGCACCAGUUGUUAUGAUGAAUCUAAUUAUAUAUAACCACACUGUGCAUGAUGACCUACAAAAUUAAAAUUUCUGAAUAAUUUACCCGUUACAUUAACGGUUAAAUUAAAAAUCACUUCACCGGUUAUAUGGCUCUUGUUUCAUCAAGACAACUUUUAAAAAAAUUUCAGACGUUGUGGUUAAUUUUCAAAAUCCCAACUUGCUUAGGCUGAUGUGUCAGUAUUUUUAAACACCGAUGUCUUUUUGCGGAACUACCCAACAUCCAUUUAGAAAUUGAUAAUAUAAAGAAUGUAAUAUAUUUUAAACGAUGAUACGAAAGCAUGUGGUGAAAUUCAGUGUGGCCUACCCAUUAAUUGUGUUUCCUCACAAAUGUUUUAUUACUUAACUCUAUUCGAUGACUUCACAAAUGUUUUAUUACUUAACUCUAUUCGAUGACUUCACAAAUUUUUUGUGCUAUGUAAUCAAUGAUAUACUUAUGAAAUGAAUCCUUAGAUUUACACAGAAACAGACAGACCUGAGGUACAUCUUGGUAACAUCUGAUAUAAUGGGUUGAUAUUAUUUUAUGCACAGUGGAGACACAAUCUCACCUUAUAGAUAUUAGAACCUGGAGAGUGGAGAGAGCUGACCUUGUCUGAUACCUAUAGCCCAACAUUACAAGACAGGAAAUAAAAGAUUUGAAACAAAGCUUGGUUAUUGAAUGUGUCUCAUUUAUGAUCUUUAGACUUGUUGUUUGAGAUGGUCUUUGUUUUCUUACUAUAAUUAAACAGCCCC